UUUCAAUCACAGCUCCUUCGGUUACAUUCAAUUUCCGGGCCGGUACAUUUAGACAAUAGCGAUAUUAAGCGGUUAUCAUUCGAACGGUGAAAAUACAUUCCGAUUAUUGAUUUUCUUUGAGUGACUCAAAAUACCAAACUGUUAGCAAAGAUGUCUCGCAAAUUUUGUGUCGGUGGUAACUGGAAGAUGAACGGCAACAAGGCUGAAAUUGCUGAAAUUUGCAAAGGUCUCACUGCUGGCCCAUUGGACCCAAAUACAGAAGUAGUUGUUGGCUGCCCGUCUCCCUAUCUCAGCUAUGCCCGUGGUUUGCUGCCAGCAACUAUUGGUGUUGCCGGACAGAAUUGCUAUAAAGUUGCAAAAGGAGCAUUCACUGGUGAAGUAUCACCGGCAAUGUUAAAGGACAUUGGAGCCGAUUGGGUCAUUAUUGGUCAUUCGGAGCGUAGACAAAUAUUCAACGAAUCCGAUGAACUGAUUGCUGAAAAAACUGCUCACGCUUUGGCUGAAGGACUAAAGGUGAUUGCUUGCAUCGGCGAAACACUACAGGAACGCGAAGCAGGACAAACCGAAGCAGUCGUAUUCCGUCAGACAAAAGCUUUGGCCAAUGCCAUCAAAGACUGGACUAAUGUUGUCGUCGCCUAUGAACCGGUUUGGGCUAUUGGUACGGGCAAAACCGCAACGCCACAACAAGCACAAGAAGUGCAUGCUGCCCUUCGCAAAUGGUUCACCGACAAUGUAUCGGCUGCUGUAUCAGCAUCCGUGCGAAUCCAGUAUGGUGGCUCUGUGACUGCAGCCAAUUGCAAGGAACUUGCUUCGCAGCCGGACAUUGACGGAUUUUUGGUGGGUGGUGCAUCGUUGAAACCGGAAUUUGUGCAAAUCGUCAAUGCCAAACAAUAAAACCAUCAACGCGAAAGUAUCGAUUUCUGUGGAUUAAGUACGUGAAAAGUGCUCCAGCUUCUUUUGAAACAAAAAGGAAUUUUAUUUCGGAUAUCGUUUUCUAUGAGAUUAAAUCUCAAUUUUGUUAAAUUUUAGGAAAUAUUUAAAAUGAUCCAGAGGAUUCAAUAAACAAGUCAAAUUAAAUGUG
Messenger RNA from Bradysia coprophila, 1081 nucleotides. It is a transcript of the gene Tpi, whose product is annotated as triose phosphate isomerase. The record is from RefSeq and is a predicted model, not a curated record. Lineage: Eukaryota; Metazoa; Arthropoda; Insecta; Diptera; Sciaridae. Gene Ontology annotation, cellular component: cytosol. Gene Ontology annotation, molecular function: triose-phosphate isomerase activity. Gene Ontology annotation, biological process: glycerol catabolic process; gluconeogenesis; glycolytic process.